AUGAUGAGUAUGACAAAAGACUAUUACGAGUUAGAUCCCGACGGAGAUGUCAUCCUCGUUUUUACCACGGCUGAUCCAGACACUGCGAAUCAAGCUCCCGGCCCCAACGCUGUCCCGAACGAGUCCACCAGACCGGCCCAGGUCACUGAUGGCUCGGUCGGAAGGUCCUCAACUUCAGUUGCUGGUACGAAAGUGCAGAAAUUUGAGCAGCUCGACAAUAGGAUGACUGACGCCCCGAAAGCUACCAGGGUGGUAAAAAUGAGAGUCUCGUCAAAACAUCUUUCCCUAGCCUCUCCGGUCUUCAAGAAGAUGUUGCAUGGGCCAUGGAAAGAAGCUCAGGGCCUUCGCCUCGGCUACGUGGAAAUAGAGAUGGAUGGGCAGAACAUGGACGCCAUGCUGUUAUUGAUGAAGGUUAUUCAUGGAUAUGGCCCCGAUAUUCCUCGCAAUGUGACCCUUGCGAUGGUGGUAAAGAUCUCCACUCUCGCGGACUAUUACAACUGCCACGAGGUUAUCCAUCUCGCAGUACAGUUGUGGAUUCGGCCUUUACAGGUUGGAGUGAUGAUGAACUGUGACGAACUCGCUCAGUGGAUUUGGAUCUCUUGGGUUUUCCAACUCACUAACUUAUUCCGCUAUGCAACAAAUUGCGCCGUUACGUAUAGCAAGGGUCCAAUAUCCACCAUCGGUUUGCCUAUCCCGCAGCCCGUUAUAGAUGCGAUCGAAAAGAGACGCGAACAAGGCAUCAAGACUACAUUGGACUCUCUUCGUCGUCUGGUCAGCGAGCUGCGAGAUGGUCGAGAAUCAUGCUCCUUUGAAUGCGACUCCUUCCGACUCGGCGCUCUCACUAAACAACUACACGAGAAGGGCUUCCUAGGGCCGGUAGAUGAAGGCACUAUCCCUAGUAUUAGUCUCUAUCAACUAAAUGACUUCCUUGUCGACAUAAAGAGCCCAGCAUGGCGCGAGGUUACUUCAAAACGCCGUCGCAAUCAUGAUCAGCACCCAGGGCAUCCUUGCACCUUACAGUCUCUGAUAAAGCCUAUCUUGAGCAACCUGACCUCGCACAUGAGAGGGUACGAAUAUGCAGAAUUCAAGGAGCUGCCAUAG
Molecule: messenger RNA, 1101 nt
Organism: Aspergillus viridinutans
Lineage: Eukaryota; Fungi; Ascomycota; Eurotiomycetes; Eurotiales; Aspergillaceae
Product: BTB/POZ domain-containing protein
Exons: 2
Coding region: 1-1101 (366 amino acids)
Molecular function (GO): protein binding
Source: RefSeq, a predicted model, not a curated record